Molecule: messenger RNA, 1954 nt
Organism: Cyprinodon variegatus (sheepshead minnow)
Lineage: Eukaryota; Metazoa; Chordata; Actinopteri; Cyprinodontiformes; Cyprinodontidae
Product: glucose-induced degradation protein 8 homolog
Exons: 5
Coding region: 226-915 (229 amino acids)
Biological process (GO): proteasome-mediated ubiquitin-dependent protein catabolic process; positive regulation of canonical Wnt signaling pathway
Cellular component (GO): nucleus; cytoplasm
Molecular function (GO): protein binding
Source: RefSeq, a predicted model, not a curated record
UAUCAAAUUAGCCUGGUUAGUUUGCUAGCGGCCGAAGCUGCGCUCUGUGCAAGCGGCUUACGGUUUAUUUCCCUAACGGUAUCAAGAAGACUUCACUGAGGGGAUUUAUUAACCGUUUAAUUCUCCUGCUUGAGAGGAAACUCGGUGGACCUUGGGUUUCACGAUACACAUUGUGACCAAGCUGUGUCAGUCUUGCUCACGAUUCCCCUCAUCUUCAGGUUCCCAAUGAUGAGUUAUGCUGAAAAGCCAGAUGACAUAACAAAAGAGGAGUGGAUGGACAAAUUAAACAAUGUUCACAUUCAGAGGGCGGACAUGAAUCGGCUCAUCAUGAAUUACCUGGUGACAGAGGGCUUCAAAGAGGCAGCGGAAAAGUUUCGGAUGGAGUCUGGAAUUGAGCCCAGUGUGGAUUUGGACUCUUUGGAUGAAAGAAUUAAGAUCAGAGAGAUGAUCCUGAAGGGACAGAUACAGGAAGCCAUUGCACUCAUUAACAGCUUACACCCAGAGUUACUGGACACCAACCGAUACUUGUAUUUCCAUUUGCAGCAGCAGCAUUUGAUUGAGUUAAUCAGGCUAAGAGAGACUGAGUCAGCCCUGGAGUUUGCUCAGACACAGCUUGCAGAACAAGGGGAGGAGAGCCGAGAGUGUCUGACAGAGAUGGAGCGAACGCUCGCCCUUUUGGCCUUCGACAACCCAGAGGAGUCACCCUUCGGAGACCUGCUCAACAUGAUGCAGCGGCAAAAGGUUUGGAGUGAGGUGAACCAAGCUGUGCUGGACUAUGAAAACAGGGAGUCGACACCUAAACUGGCUAAACUCCUGAAGUUACUACUGUGGGCUCAAAAUGAGUUGGACCAGAAGAAGGUGAAAUAUCCUAAAAUGACAGACCUCAGCACGGGCACCAUCGAGGACCCCAAGUGAACGUCAAAAAGAGAAAUCACCAACACAUCUACUUGAUUUAUAACCAUUCAGUGACUGCCAGGUUUCAUAUGCGCGUAAACAUAUGUACAGUUUUAAUCUUUUCACGUCAUGUACAAGAGUCGGUUCACCGUGCAAACAAACGUUUCCGUUUAGAUACAGAUUCUGGGUUUUACAAAAAUGAAAUUGCUGAUAUAUAUUUUGAAUAUUCAAGCCUUUGCUGUUGUGUUGCAGUGACCACUUUCUGAAAAACCGUUUAUUUUGCAGUGAAAGAGGAUUGGAUGUAUGAAUGAAUAAUGCUGACACCGUGUCUGUUGGGGGUUUCUUUCUUAUUAAGAAGACGAGUCAGAAUGAGCUGGUUGGUGGUUCCAAAAAUUAACAAAAUGUGAAUAUUUUUUCCAAAUAAACAGAUAGAAAAACUUUAUUAUUGUAAUAUAGUUUUAAUUAAUGCAGUAUUUUAAGGUUUUAUUUAUCUUAAUCUGUGGAAGUUUCUUAUAAAUCGGCCACACACUUUUGAAAUGUCGAAGUUUAAUGCAUAUUAUUAAUAAAUAUAUGGGAGGAAUUGUCCUUUAAAUUCUUUUUAUUUUAAUUUUUUUAUGUCCAUUGACUGUUGAAACCAGAGAGGGUUUUUCUUUCAGAGCUGAGCCCCAUUGGCCUUUUUUUGAGUGAGGGCAAAACUCCCAACAUUCUCCAUGUGAUUACAUCUGGUUUUAUGUUUCGGGGGUUUGAAGUUACAGUAAAGUUUUGGAAAUUCCCGUGACAGAUGUAGAAUUUAUACGCUGCAGCAGACAAAGAGACGCUUUGAUAAAUGUAGGUCAUUCAAAUCCAUAUGAUCUUCAGGCUAAAGCUAUAUUUAUUGUCACAGCCUUUUAUUUUAUUAUUUAUUCUGACAACUCCUAACAUGUAAUUUUUUGGUGCAUCUUUUUGUUUUUGUUAGGAUUUUUCACUUUUUCUGCAUGUCUGUAUUUACCUUUUCCAAGAGGAAGGUGCUUGUGCUUGUUUAUUUUAUUAGAUUUUGUAUUAAAGAAAAAACUUGUGACUC